Messenger RNA from Eucalyptus grandis, 1372 nucleotides. Its product is annotated as chromatin remodeling protein EBS. Gene Ontology annotation, molecular function: chromatin binding. The transcript is spliced from 5 exons. The record is from RefSeq and is a predicted model, not a curated record. Lineage: Eukaryota; Viridiplantae; Streptophyta; Magnoliopsida; Myrtales; Myrtaceae. Bases 328 to 978 code for a protein of 216 amino acids.
UGGAUGGUGAUCGAUGACGUGGCACCCACCCUGCUAUGUUCAUGCCCCCCAAGAAAAGAAACUCCCUCUCCUCUUCUCUCUCUUUUUCUCUGAGUUGAAGCUCCCCUUCUCCAGCGCCUGGCUAGGGUUUCUGGGGUUCCUCUCGCUGCUCAGAACCCAUUUCACCGUGCAAUCCACGGACGCCCUAAAACCUCGCCGCCUGAACCCGCAGUUCCGUCGGCAUCUUCUCCGACGCAUUCCGUCGCGGCGAGAGUCCCUUCGGUUUCCGCGAAAGUCGCAGCUCCCGGCGCCAAGCUCGAGUCUUUUUCGCUUCAGCCGAGCCCGUUCAUGGCCAAGACGAAACCCGGAAGGAAGGACCUCGACUCCUACACCAUCAGAGGCACCAACAAAGUCGUCCGACCCGGUGAUUGCGUGCUGAUGCGCCCGUCGGAGUCCGACAAGCCCCCUUACGUGGCGCGGGUGGAGAAGAUCGAGGCCGAUCAUCGGAACAAUGUUAAGGUCCGCGUGCGGUGGUAUUAUCGGCCGGAGGAGUCGGCGGGAGGGCGCAGGCAGUUCCACGGGGCGAAGGAGCUCUUUCUUUCGGAUCACUAUGACGUGCAGAGCGCGCACACCAUCGAAGGGAAGUGCGUCGUGCACACGUUCAAGAACUACACCAAGCUCGAGAAUGUCGGGGCUGAGGAUUACUUCUAUAGGUUCGAGUACAAGGCCGCAACCGGUGGGUUCACACCGGAUGGAGUGGCCGUGUAUUGCAAGUGCGAAAUGCCUUAUAACCCGGAUGAUCUAAUGGUUCAAUGCGAGGGAUGCAAGGACUGGUUUCAUCCUUCUUGUAUGGGUAUGACGAUUGAAGAUGCUAAGAAGUUGGAUCGGUUCUUGUGCUCUGACUGCUCACCCAAUGAACAUGCGAACAGAUCAUUAAAUCACUUUCCUGUAUCGCCAUCUAUUGAAACUAAGGUGGAGCCUAAGCGACGGAAGAGAUGACAAAUUGACCACGUUGUGAACGGUUAAUGGAUGCCUACUUUCUUGUCGUCUGCUUCAGUGGUGUUUGUUGUGAAACUGUACAGUGCAGAGAAGAAGACCAUGCUUGCACAAAAUUGAGCCUUGCAUGGUGUCCGAUGUCUCCGUGUGUGCUAGACUUGGGAUGUGUCUGUUUCGUGUUUGCCCCUAAGUGUGGCCUGAAAAGUGAGUCCGUCCCUCUUUAGAGCAAAUGUGUAUUUAUGCUGAAGUUGGAUGACUCUUGAUUAUUAUCUUAUGUUAGAUUCAGUUUGUUUUUAUUGAGCCAAAGAUUCAGUUGUAUUCCCUGUGCUCAUUUAAGCUUCUUUUGCUCGAAUAAUCUUAUAAUGGGAUGAAAGGGGAAUGAUGAUCUUUAUCAUAA